CCUGGUCAUUGCCAGCAGCACGUCCAGCAGACUAAGGCCGGGUCCGGGCCGGCCCUGCACCCUAGUCCGGGCGCUGCCGGUCCCUGCAGCUCAGGGAGGAGAGGCCGGGCUCCGUGUUUACGCUCGCGCGCUGCCCGGGCCCUCGCUACUGUUUCGGGACUGACCAGCGGAAGGCUGCAGGUGCUGUUUUGCGUGGCACGGGGAUUCCACCGAAGCCACGGUGGACGGCAGGACGGCUUCUCCCUGGCCCGACCCAGCGGCCCUGCGGAACCACUCUGCAGCCUUCCAGGCCAUCCGCUCCUUUUGGGUCCUGUCGCCCAAAAGCGCCUGCCGCAUCAGGGUCGCUCGGGAGCCAGCUCCCCGGACACUCCCGGGCCAUCCCCGGCCAUGCAGUGGGCCCCAGUCCUCUGGCCCCUGCUGCUGAACUUCCCGCUGGACGCCUGCGCCCGGUCCCACUCUCUGCAGUAUAAAUACUCGGCGGUCUCUGAGGCAGGCCCUGGAGUGCCCAGAUUUUCUGCCUCUGGCUUCCUGGAUGGCCGGCCCUUCAUCCGCUACAACAGCAAGCUGAUGCAGGCAGAACCCUGCGUGCCCUGGCUGAAGGAACAGCAGGCCUACUUUGAUGAUGAGACCGAGAUCUUCACCAAUAGAAUGAAAAUUUUCCAGAUAAGUCUGAGGAAUGUGCAGAAUUACUACAACAGCACCAUCAACACAGAGCACCCACAAAAGCCUGCAGGCCCCCACACCCUCCAGUUCACCUAUGGCUGCGAGCUGCAGGAAGACGGCCAGUCCAGCGGGCACUGGCAGUACGGCUAUGAUGGCAGUGACUACCUGACCUUGGACCUGGACGCUCUGCAAUACGUAGCGGCCUCCUUCAUUGCCCUGAAAACCAAGCGGAAGUGGGAGGAGGACAGGAACAGAAUAGAAAAAGACAAGGAAUACUUGCAGAAGGAAUGCAUCCUGUGGCUACGCAGAUACCUGGACCAAGGAAAAGAGGACCUGGCCCGCCGUGAGCAGCCCCACGUUUAUGUGACCCGCCACCCCGUCUCCAAGGAACAGGCCACCCUGCGGUGCUGGGCCCUGGGCUUCUACCCUAAGGACAUCUCCCUGACCUGGCAGUGGGAUGGGCAGGAGCUGACCCAGGAGAUGGAGCUGGUGGAGACCAGGCCUAAUGGGAAUGGAACCUUCCAGAAGUGGGCGGCUGUGGUGGUGCCUUCUGGAGAGGAGCAGAAUUACACGUGCCGUGUGCGGCAUGAGGGGCUGCCUGAGCCCCGCACCCUGAGAUGGGAGUGGCCUCCUCAACCCACCAUCCCAAGCAGGAGCGCUAUACCUGCCAACCUCGGAGUACAGAUUGUGGUUCAGGUCAUCUGUAUGGUCUUAGUUUCUGGAGAAUUCGUCACGUAGAGAAGAGCACAGGGACUGCAGGGAGCCUGGGCUUCCCUGUUCUGACCUGCAGUAUCUCCCCCGAGGGACCAGCUGCAACUCCAUCCUUCUUACUUCUGGGACCAGGGUGCAGUGAAGCCUGGGUGGGGCCUGGUCAGCAGGGGAGACCCAGUCAGCGUCAAGGGCCCCGCUGGCAUGGGUGGGCUGAGAUCUGCAACCAAAGUGAUGCCAGGGAGGUUCAGGCACUGGGGCUCCUGGAGGGGACCCAUGGUACAGGCUCCAAGUGCCCAUGGCUGCCCCUGGACUCUGAGGCCACCAAGCCUGUGCCACACCUCCAGUGCGCCACUGUGGCAGUGAUGGUGUCACUUCUGACCUGGAGGUCCAAAGCCCCUGAGGUCAGGGUCUCGCUCUGCUGAGCAUCCUGGAGCAGGGCACACGGGGCCCCAGAGUCCAUGGCACCUGGACCCCGGCUGCUUCCCAGGGCACAGUUCUCGGGCUUCUCCCUCAAGGCCUAAACUUCUUAUAAGACUUUAAAUAAGCCAGUCUCCGGAGGGAACUGGCAGGUCUGGAGGGGCAUGUUCGUGUGCCUUUGUGCGUGUGUGUGUGAGUGGAUCUGUGUGCACAUGCGGAUGCGUCUGUGCACACUUCUGUGUGUGUUUUGCUCUGGGACUUGCUAUGCUAGGCCAUCCUGCUCACUGCACCCCCGCUACAGGCUGAGGGGAUGAACUGCUCAUCUGCAGCUGGGGCGGAGGCUCAGGGUCAGCGCCGGGGAAACCAGCCUCAUGGAUGAGGCCUGCUUCAUGGGCGUCUGCAUCCAUGAAAAUGUGGUGAAUUGCAUAAUUAAACCUCACAAGAUCCCUCAGAGGCAGGGUGUCUUGCAGGUGAGGAAACUGAGGCCAGCAGAAGGUCAGGGAUCUCUGGGGGCGAGGUGGAUGCUGAGGAAGCUUCUGACUACAAAGUGGAGCGUGGCUGUGCCACAUGGGCCGCCCGGCCACACAGCACCUUCCAUCCCAUGGGCCAGCGCUGGGCUGUCCAGUGCUGAAGGGCUGGGCCACGCUGAGGCCGCGCACUUUCUUCCUUCAUCGCUGUCUUUUAUUCCACAGCACAACAGAGCUCAGCUUCCCAUGCUGAGCUGAGCUUCUGACAGGGAGGAGCGGUCCGGGUGCAGAGCUGCCCCUGCUCCGUGCCCUCCCAUGCCUGGGUCCCUGUGCUUGGAGCGCAUGAGAGGAAAUUGAGACUUUGGACCCUAGUGUGGAGCAGUUGCCCAGCCGCAGCAGGGGUCUCUGAGCUGUCCGUGGCCCCGGCCACGCAGAGCGGGGUGCACCACUGCUGCUGAGAGUCCUCGUCAUAGACACCAGUCAGGCGAGAGGGAGGGGAGGACUCCGGAGCUGGAUGAGCUCUGCAGCAUGCACUGGACACUUGAGAAGAGCCAAGGGCCAAUUAAUACCAUCGCUACCAUGUAAUCUAUUUAUUUUGCGUAUUCUCGGUGAGGAAAGAGACAGUGCUGUCCCAGUGUCUUCAGACUGAACCUGCCCGAUGGUUUCACUUAGAUUUCUACACUCAGCACACACCAGGAUUACUUCCCUGCGAGAUAAGAGACUUUGCUCAAGCUGAUAACCUUUUAUUACUAUGAUGGCUCUUCCAUUCUCAUUAAUAAAGUGCUUUGAAUUUUCAAAAAAAGAAAGAAAA
This is a messenger RNA of Cavia porcellus (domestic guinea pig), 3069 nucleotides long. Its product is annotated as RLA class I histocompatibility antigen, alpha chain 11/11-like. The record is from RefSeq and is a predicted model, not a curated record. Lineage: Eukaryota; Metazoa; Chordata; Mammalia; Rodentia; Caviidae. Gene Ontology annotation, cellular component: external side of plasma membrane. The transcript has 6 exons. Gene Ontology annotation, molecular function: signaling receptor binding; peptide antigen binding. Gene Ontology annotation, biological process: antigen processing and presentation of endogenous peptide antigen via MHC class I via ER pathway, TAP-independent; positive regulation of T cell mediated cytotoxicity; antigen processing and presentation of endogenous peptide antigen via MHC class Ib. The coding region runs from base 388 to 1401 and encodes 337 amino acids.